Messenger RNA from Sphenostylis stenocarpa, 1065 nucleotides. Lineage: Eukaryota; Viridiplantae; Streptophyta; Magnoliopsida; Fabales; Fabaceae. The record is from the annotation of a GenBank genome assembly.
AUGAGGAUCCGGAAAAGGCCGGUGCUUUUCCCGUCUUCGGUCUCGCCGUUGCCUCUGUCAGAUCCCCACCUGAUCAGCCGGUCGCCGGUGGUGGUGCAACUAAGCGACGCUGCUUCCACCGCAGGGAAACAUUCUUCUCCUUCUUCUGCAGUGCUCCCUCGCCAUGCUGCUUCGUGGAGCUCGGAUCGUUGGCAGCCAUCUGAUCAGCCUCUCCCUUCGAUCGGGAAGCCUAACAACGGCUGGGAUGAUCCCUCCGGCAUCGGUGAAAGUGGGGCACACAGACAGCACAACAAGCAAGACCCUUUGGACGAGGUUGUUAGAAGGGAAGAGAGUGGAGAAGACUCCGGAGAGAAGGGUAAUCAUACCAGGAAAGGACGCAACUUUGGUUUGGAAACACUAGCUGGGGUGUUGCCACCGCUAAGCCCUUCUUCUGUUCAAGAUGGAAGAUGGUACGAGGGAGAGAAAACUAUUCCGCUGAAGAAAAGGAGAGGGGCAUUCGAGGAGAAUAAUAUUGCUGCUCCUGAUAGCAAGAAGAUGAAGGCCAAGAUGAAAACAAAGAUGAACAAAAAGUGUUCCUCGCGCAACGAGGAUAGCAUGGAAGAGGAAUAUGAAGAAGAAGAGAAGGGAGAAGAAACAAAACUGGAUGUAAACGUGAAUGUGAUUGUGAGUAAGAAGAGAGCAAGGGGUAGUGCACUCAUGGAAGGUUCUAGGUGCAGUCGUGUGAAUGGGAGGGGAUGGAGGUGUUGUCAGCAAACGCUGGUUGGUUACUCGCUGUGUGAGCAUCACUUGGGGAAGGGAAGACUCAGAAGCAUGACUAGUGUUAGAAGCCGUUCCAUUGCAUCCACUGCACCAAAGAAGGUGCACAUUCACCACCCUUCUUCUUCUUCUUCUCUUGAGAAGCAAAAUAUGAGUGUUGGUGAUCCUUUGGGAGAGGAAGAGAAGAAGCCAGAGAUAAUCACUAAGAAGAGGAUGAAGCUUGGCGUAGUGAAAGCGCGUUCCAUAAGCAGCUUGCUAGGACAAACAAACACCCACAUUGCUGCUGUAGCUCAUGAGAAUAGCAAGUAA